AUGGCGGCCUCCCAAUCCCUCGAAGGGCCUGGUGUCCGGUUCUUCUUCGAGGGCGAGAGCGGACGAAACACCAGGGGCCUCCUUCGACUGAUCAUCUUGUGCACCAUUGCCGCCGCCGCCGUCGCGAGCAGAUUGUUUUCCGUCAUCCGGUUUGAGAGCAUCAUUCAUGAAUUCGAUCCCUGGUUCAACUUUCGAGCAACAAAGUACUUGGUCGAGCAUGGCUUUUACAAAUUUUGGGAUUGGUUCGAUGACCGAACAUGGCAUCCCCUCGGUCGUGUCACCGGGGGCACCCUCUACCCCGGUCUGAUGGUUACAUCUGGAGUCAUCUACAAAGUCCUCCGCUUCCUCACCUUUCCCGUCGACAUUCGCAACAUUUGCGUACUGCUCGCUCCUGGCUUUUCCGGCUUGACGGCUUUCGCAACAUACCUUUUGACCUCCGAGAUGAGCGAUUCGCCCUCUGCCGGCCUCCUCGCGGCCAUCUUCAUGGGUAUUUCGCCGGGCUAUAUCAGCAGAAGUGUUGCAGGCAGCUACGACAACGAAGCCAUUGCAAUCUUCUUGCUUGUCUUCACCUUCUACCUCUGGAUCAAGUCGGUCAAGGAAGGGAGCAUCAUGUGGGCCGGCUUGUGCGCUUUGUUCUACGGCUACAUGGUCAGCGCGUGGGGUGGCUACGUCUUCAUCACGAAUCUGCUCCCGUUGCAUGCCUUUGUCUUGACUUGCAUGGGCCGAUUCAGCCCUAGGCUGUACGUGAGCUACACCACGUGGUACGCCCUGGGCACGUUGGCAAGCAUGCAAGUCCCGUUCGUGGGCUUCUUGCCCAUCCGGAGUAGCGACCACAUGUCUGCAUUGGGUGUCUUCGGCCUGCUUCAACUCGUCGGGUUCACCGAAUGGGUCCGAACACAACUCCCCUCGAAGCAGUUCCAAACACUCCUCCGAGCAUUGGUGCUGAUCGUCUUUGCCCUCGCCUUUGGCUUUUUGGUCCUCCUCACCGUCUCUGGCACCAUCGCCCCGUGGUCUGGCCGCUUCUACUCUCUCUGGGACACUGGCUACGCCAAAAUUCACAUCCCAAUCAUCGCGUCCGUCUCCGAGCAUCAGCCUACCGCCUGGCCCGCGUUCUUCUUUGAUCUCAACAUGCUCAUCUGGCUCUUCCCGGCCGGUGUAUACAUGUGCUUCCGCCAUCUAAAGGACGAGCAGGUCUUUAUCGUCAUCUACGCCGUCCUUGCCAGCUACUUCGCCGGUGUCAUGGUGCGGUUGAUGCUGACCCUCACGCCGAUCGUCUGUGUGGCAGCCGCAAUGGCUCUGAGCCAAAUUUUGGACACCUUCUUGGUGGCGUCCUCCCCAGAAGAUCCCGAGACGAAAGCCAACGGCUCUUCGAAGCCGAACGGCAACGCCAACAUUCACGAGAAGAUUGCAUCCGCCAUUCCCGAGUCGCUCAGCUCCACCAAGUCCGCUGUGGUUGGCAUCUACACCAGAUUAUCCAAAUACGUAAUCGUUACCGCCUGCUCCAUCUACCUCAUGAUCUUCGUCAUGCAUUGUACGUGGGUGACCUCGAACGCCUACAGCUCGCCGUCGGUGGUCUUGGCGUCUCGUCUUCCAGAUGGCAGCCAACACAUCAUCGAUGACUACCGCGAAGCAUACUACUGGCUUCGACAGAAUACCCACCCCACCGCCAAGGUCAUGAGCUGGUGGGAUUAUGGGUACCAGAUUGGUGGCAUGGCCGAUCGACCGACGCUGGUGGACAACAACACCUGGAACAACACUCACAUCGCCACCGUGGGCAAGGCCAUGAGCUCGCGAGAGGAGGUCAGCUACCCUAUUAUGAAGGAGCACGAGGUGGACUACGUCUUGGUGGUGUUUGGUGCGCUGCUGGGCUACAGCGGCGACGACAUCAACAAGUUCCUCUGGAUGGUCCGGAUAGCGGAGGGCAUCUGGCCCGACGAGGUCAAAGAGCGCGACUACUUCACGCCGCGCGGCGAAUACCGCGUCGACGACGAGGCCACCCCGACCAUGCGCAACAGCCUGAUGUACAAGAUGAGCUACUACAACUUCGACAAGCUCUUCCCCGCCGGCCAGGCCGUCGAUCGCGUGCGCGGCUCCCGCCUCCCCACCGAGGGCCCCGAGCUGAGCACGUUGGAGGAGGCGUUUACCAGUGAGAACUGGAUUAUUCGCAUUUACAAGGUCAAGCCGUUGGAUAAUUUGGGGCGGUCGCAUCAGGAGGCCGGGUUGUUCGAGAAGGGCGGAAAGAAGAAGAAGGCUUCGAAGCGGAAGGGGGCGAGGGUGCUCAGGGUUGAGUAG
Molecule: messenger RNA, 2292 nt
Organism: Neohortaea acidophila
Lineage: Eukaryota; Fungi; Ascomycota; Dothideomycetes; Mycosphaerellales; Teratosphaeriaceae
Product: Oligosaccharyl transferase STT3 subunit-domain-containing protein
Exons: 5
Coding region: 1-2292 (763 amino acids)
Biological process (GO): post-translational protein modification
Cellular component (GO): membrane
Molecular function (GO): dolichyl-diphosphooligosaccharide-protein glycotransferase activity
Source: RefSeq, a predicted model, not a curated record